Molecule: messenger RNA, 1200 nt
Organism: Penicillium coprophilum
Lineage: Eukaryota; Fungi; Ascomycota; Eurotiomycetes; Eurotiales; Aspergillaceae
Exons: 4
Coding region: 1-1200 (399 amino acids)
Biological process (GO): protein dephosphorylation
Cellular component (GO): protein phosphatase 4 complex; nucleus; cytoplasm
Molecular function (GO): protein phosphatase regulator activity
Source: RefSeq, a predicted model, not a curated record
AUGAGCCUUACUGACGUCCAAAUUACAGACGAGGAAGCUCUCCAAACAGCCGCCAAUGGCGGCCCGAUAGAGUUAGAGAGAUGGCACGGCAUGGCUGGGCCACUUAUUGAGCGACUUGAAUAUAUCGUGUACAAUGUGUUCCCCAUGCCUCAAGCGCGCCCCGAACCCAUCGGCCAGCAACCAUUUCCCAACCAUUCUUCCCAGGCAAACUCCAUCCCACCCGAAAGCAGCAACAAGGAAAACACCUCCCCUACCGCUAUCCAGAUCUCACCCCAGGCAGCGCGAACUGGCUCUCCUUCAGGUGAGCGAGUGCCAGACUCACAGCCCCAGCCAUCUGGUGCGAGCACGGAUGGCCAGCUUCCACCCCCGCUUGCAUUUCUUCUGAGCGCUAUCCGCUCGUCAAUCAAAUCUUUUUUCGAGGAUAAACCUCCACACACCAUUCAGAGACUCGCAGAGCUGGUACUCUACCCCACCAAGCACUAUAGAACGUUACCCGCAUACCUACGUGCUGUCGAUCGCGUUGUCUCGGUGACAAGCUCCGCAGAUAUUUUCCCAUUUCAAACGCCAGCUACCACAAAUGCAAACACGAAUGGGUUGGUGCUCCCUGGCAAUAGCAGCGGGGCUUAUAUAACCCCGGACUUUGCCCACGGACUUGGAAGCGAUGAAUCUCUGGGCGGUGCGCUACUUACUCCGAUCCCAUGGUUAAAUAAUGCCUCGUUUGAAGGCGAGGAUGCCAAUGGGGAUGCAGGCAUAUUAGUCGAGGGCACCGAAGCCUUACCUACACAGCCCGAGGAAGAACCGGGCACCGCCACCUUAGUAACCUCCGAGACUGAAGGAGGGGCUGCUACCGCCUCACCAGAGCCAUCUGAUGAGGUCCCUCACGCCCGUGGUCCAAUCCUGCUCGGCGUAGAAGACAUGGGUCUGCAAGACGGCAAAGGCGUCGAAAUGAGUCUUGACACAGACGGUGCUGCCGAUGUCCCAGCUGCAGCUGCUGCCACUGCUCCCCAGGAAAUAGAAGAACAGAAAAAGGCCGACUCACCUGCCGACAAGGACGGUGAUAUUGUCCUUGCGGAUACUAAACCGAAAGAAGAGGAAGAAGCCAAGAAUGAAGACCCUUCUACAGAGCCCCAAACAGGCAAUGCAGAGCCUGAAAACACUGGUGAUUCAUCCGAAGCGCCAGACACCGAGAAGAAAGCAUAA